This is a messenger RNA of Megalops cyprinoides (Indo-Pacific tarpon), 2495 nucleotides long. RefSeq names its product VRK serine/threonine kinase 1 (gene vrk1). The record is from RefSeq and is a predicted model, not a curated record. Gene Ontology annotation, molecular function: protein serine/threonine kinase activity; ATP binding. Gene Ontology annotation, cellular component: cytoplasm; nucleus. Bases 110 to 1381 code for a protein of 423 amino acids. Gene Ontology annotation, biological process: peptidyl-serine phosphorylation; signal transduction. The transcript is spliced from 13 exons. NCBI's taxonomy places the organism in Eukaryota, Metazoa, Chordata, Actinopteri, Elopiformes, Megalopidae.
AGGCGGUUGAGCAUCGUGUUCUGGACAGUGCGGGAAGUUUGGAGUGGGGUAUUAGUCAAAUUAAUAAUACAGAAGGGACACAUUUACCUCUGAGACACAUCGAGUAAAGAUGCCCCCUAAACGCACUGCAGCUGGGAAGGGAAAAGGGCCAGCAAAGAGGAAACUGGCAGAGGAAUUUCCUGCAGGGGAGGUCCUGACUGACACUGCAAAGAAACGCUGGAAACUAGGACAGCCCAUUGGCCAAGGUGGCUUUGGGGUGCUGUAUUUGGCAAAUGAAGAUUCCUCUAAACCAGUACAAGAUGAUGCCCCAUAUGUCAUCAAAGUGGAGCCAAGUGACAAUGGACCUCUCUUUUCUGAGCUGAAGUUUUACAUGAGAGCUGCCAAACCUGAUUUAAUUCAGAGCUGGAUAAAGUCUCACAAGUUGAAGUAUUUAGGAGUGCCAAUGUACUGGGGGUCAGGACUUCAUGAGAAAGCAGGAAAAAGGUAUAGAUUCAUGGUCAUGGACCGAUUUGGAACAGACCUGCAGAAAAUAUUUGAGGAAAAUGGCAAAAGAUUUCCUCGAAAACUCGUUCUGCAGCUCGGCCUGAGGCUUCUUGACAUUCUGGAGUACAUCCAUGGACAUGAGUACGUGCAUGCUGACAUCAAAGCCUCAAAUCUUCUCCUUUCUUACAAGACUCCCAAUCAGGUUUACUUAGUAGAUUAUGGACUGGCCUAUAGGUACUCACCAGAAGGUGUACAGAAGGAAUACAAAGAGGACCCAAAGAGAUGUCAUGAUGGUACCAUUGAGUUCACCAGUAUCGAUGCACACAAAGGAGUGUCUCCUUCCAGAAGAGGAGACCUGGAGAUCCUGGGUUACUGUAUGGUCCAGUGGCUCUGUGGGCGUCUUCCCUGGGAGGACAAGCUCCAAGACCCCCUCUAUGUCAGAGAUUCAAAAAUCACGUGCAGAGACAACAUCUCAGGAUUCAUGUUGAAGUGUUUCUCCUCAGGAAAUAAGCCAGAUGAAAUGGUGAAGUUCAUGGAGGAGGUGAAAUUGUUAGGCUACACGGACAAGCCUAACUAUCAGAAGCUGCGCAACAUCCUGCAGGCAGGACUUAAGUCUAUCGGUGUCUCAGACGAUGACAAGCUGGACUUCUCUGUGCCAGUCAAUGGUGCUGCAGCGUCCUCAGUUAAGAAGACAGCAAAACGAAAGAAGGCAGAUGUGAGAGUGGAGUCUGGAGAUGAAACGGACAGUGCUCCUGCAAAGAAAAGUCGAUCCCCAAAGAAAGAACCGAAAGGAGUGAAGAAGAGUUCUCCAAAGAAGAAAAGUGUGGAAAUGGGGACUCAGACCUCCCCGGGUCUGGCACUGAAAAGGGGCAGAGGCAGGCCUAAGAAGAAUGCCUGAAAACACCACCAUGUGCCACCUCUAGUUUCAGCUGCAAUUUCUGUUCAUUAUUUUUUAAAUUCUUUUUUUUUUUGUUGUUCUUUGCAAUAGCCUUUCUGUAACAUAAUAAAUAAUAUCUUUGGAAUCAUACGUACUUUUCUCUCCCAUAACGGCUCAUCUGGAUGUGGGAAGAAGGCCGGUGGGGAUUGCUUUGCGAUGUAGAAAUCUUUUUUCCCCCCCCACUUCUUGUCCCUCGCCAUAUCCUUUCCUUGUUGUUUUGCAUGAAAGCAGUCAUGAGCUCCAAUUUCCACUUCUCUAGGAGAGGCAAGUUGGGCUUUGAUGCCUGCACUGAAGCAGGCAGACAUGUUGCAGGUGCCACUGAGCACGCACCAGGUCUGUGGCUUGUGUUGUAUCUCCUCCAGUAUUUGAUCAAAAGCAGACAAAGAAGCGUUUGGGUCUGUCACAUUUCACCCGAGCGUUCUCCCUGUCGGAAUAUCUGCUAAAGCAAUUCAAUCAUUAAAACUCAAAAGAAAUUGCUGCCACAUUUUCCACAAAUUGCAGUUUUACUGGUUUAGAGUCUUAGAAUCUUUUUUUAUUAUUAUUCUGAUCAUAACCAGUUCAAGAUCAAUAAAUAGUGAGGAAUGUUCCCAAUCAGUGUCGUUUUUCUGCCACUAUUAAAGCAGUAGACCCAAAUUAGCAGAGAUCAGUGAUCUGAAUUUGAAGUGUCAGACUCCAGUUUGUCUGCGUGUUUGACACUGCCGUGAACCGGGCUGACAGCUCGUGCCCAAUUCCUCAGUGUUUCCAAAUUCUGUCCGGGGGAAAAUAAUUAAAACUGAUUUGCAGAACCUAAAUUAACAGACGUAAUUUGUGAAAGCAUUACAAAUUAGAACGGUUUGUCAAACUUUAACAUGUAAAUGUGACAUGGGUGUAUUCAGGGUCAAGAUGAAUAACAUGCAUAAAUCUAAAGGGAGUGGGGGACUACGGCCAUUUUGAAAUGCUUUCAUUUUGUAAAAUGUUGAUGUAUAUUCUUACAGGGUUGUCACACGAAAAUUGUUCUUGCUUGUGUAGUAGAUAUAAGUAUUGGUGGCAUGUUCCUGUUUUGUACUUGUAUCCCAACACUCUGUAUUGUUCAGUA